UUUUUUUAUUACCGAAAAAUCACGAUUGUCGUAGAGAUGGCUCGCCAUUUCGUCCGUUCGUUUGUUAUUGCUGCGGCGCUCAGCCCAUUCGUUCAUGCUGGGCCAUGCCGCCCCGCUUCAAGCUCUGUAGCCGUCGUGUCGACUACUGCUGAGACGAGUGUCGCGACGGGUUCUGCUACGACUCACACCAAAGAGUCGAGUUUGACUGAAUCUUUGUCUGGUACCUCAACCGAGACCUCUGUCACCAUUAGUGAAAGUGGCUCAAGCACUGGCACUUCCACCGAGACCACUCUCGCUACCAGCAAGACUGAGUCUGGUUCCACCACUGCCGAGCAGUCUACCACGUCAGGUUCUGCUCUCUCAACUGACGUUACCACCUCUGCCAGUGAGAGCGAGUCAUCCACCGGCACCACUCUCGCUACCAGCAAGACUGAGUCUGGUUCCACCACUGCCGAGCAGUCUACCACGUCGGGUUCUGCUCUCUCAACUGACGUUACCACCUCUGCCAGUGAGAGCGAGUCAUCCACCGGCACCACCCUCGCUGCCACUACCUCAACUGAGUGUCCAGAGCCAGAGCCUCCUGUCUAUGAUGACCCCUUUACUCACACUGACACUGAGGUGGCUCCCGCGACUACAUCUGAGGCAGCUACCACCACUGAAGGUGCUACGGUGACCAUCGUUCCCAGAAACUUCAUUCGACGAGGUCACCCAGAGAUCUUUGUCAGGGAUGCCACCAGCGAAGCCGUUCCUGUCAAUGGGGAAGAUCCUACCACUACUACUGCAGAGGCUACAUCUACUACCGAGGAUGCUACUACUACGACUGGAGAAGCAACCACUUCUGGGGAAGACACAACUACUGGCGAGACAACUGCCACUUCUGAAGACACCACUGCUACGACCGAAGCUCCCACCACCACAACAGAAGAGGCUACCACUACUGCUUCCGAGACUGCUACCGGUUGCAUUAACAACAUGGAGAGACCAACACCCGAGGGUGCCGUCUGCGGAACGAGGGGUUCUAUCCAACGCGUCUCCGAUGAUUGGAGAUACUUGGGCGAAGGCGUAUCUUCCUCUCUUAUGGAGUGUUACGCAUCUUGCCAGGGGAAAAGUAACUGCGUGACAUUCUUUUACGAGAAGAACGCACAGUGCACUCUUUAUAUGGGUACUAUCACUCAGCUCAUGCCAGACCCUAAUGGUUCCAAGAGUUAUCAGACGAGCUGCUUCUGCGACACCGGCAUUGACCCAGCUCCGACCUGCUCGUAUGCUGACCCUUUCAGCAACGGUGGUUUCGAGGACGGCACAUUGUCUCCAUGGGUAGAGGAUCCUAACCCUGGUGGCUAUGACCCCGUGUACUCCAAAGUCGUUCGUGGCGGCGAGAGCGGUUCGUAUCACUUCCAAACCGGUCAGUUUGAUUACGACAAGAGCCUCUGGUUGUAUCAAGACAUCGAGGCCUGCGGUGGUACCACAUUCACCUGCUCCUACGCCUGGUGGUGGAAUGAGUACUACGCCAUCCGACAGAGGAAUGGCAAUUAUUUGAUUCCGUAUGUUCGCGUUUAUCAAGGUGACACCAACGUGGUUGGGAACAGAUGGCCUGAAAAUGAAUCCGAGACGAAAACGUGGAUGCCCGCGGAGUUUACUUUCACCAUGCCAAGUAGUGGCAAAACGAGGAUUUGGUUUGUUGCUAGCAGUCCUCAGGGUGAAUGGAUCAACAAUAGCGAUGACCCUUGUACACCUGACUGGGUUCACCGACCUAACUGGUUCGCGCUGGACUCGAUAGCUUGCCGCGCCUGGUAGACAACAGCUAGAUUCUCUUGCGUUUAGGCAUGCUACUUUAGAAAUUCUUUGUAAACAUAUUUAAUACUAGUAUAUUCCCUCGUUUAUCUUUACGCCCGCCACCCAGGUAUGAUACUUGAGCUCUCUUUGGACUAAGCUCAUACUUCUUAUAC
This is a messenger RNA of Fusarium verticillioides 7600, 1946 nucleotides long. RefSeq lists its product as hypothetical. The record is from RefSeq and is a predicted model, not a curated record. Lineage: Eukaryota; Fungi; Ascomycota; Sordariomycetes; Hypocreales; Nectriaceae. The transcript has a single exon. Bases 37 to 1794 code for a protein of 585 amino acids.